CGCCGCCGCCGCUGCCGGGGCUGGAUGGGGGGCCGCCAACCAGUGCCACCCAGAAGAAAGAGACGCGGCGGCGGCGACGCCGACACCUGCAAGACGAGAGUCCCGAUCUGCCCGCGAGCAGGCGGCGAGGCCCGGCCCCCGCGGUCCCUGCUGUAGAGAAGCCGCCGUCGCUGCCGCGGCCGGGUCUCCCUGGGCACUCCCCCCUCAGGUCUCAUUCACACUCAGGACCCCGCGCUGCGCCAUGUUCAAGAAACUGAAGCAAAAGGUCACCGAGGAGCAGCAGCAGCAGCAGCAGCUCCAGCCGGCGCUGGCCUCUACUCAGGCUUCCUCCAACUGCUCAACGCCAACAACCAGGAGCAGGACAUCUUCAUUUGCAGAGCAACUGGAUGAAAGUACACCCAAUAAAGAGCUACUAGCCGGGAUGAUAGCAGAGCCUGCUUUUCUCUCUGAGUAUACUAUCUUUGCUUUGGAUUCCUCCAAACAGCCUAAAACACAGACUGACAGUGUGAAUGCAUCUAUCCAAGCCACGAAAUCUCCUGACAGUGUUAAUGGAAGUGAACCAACGACUCCUCAGUCCAGUGACACGCAGUCUUUUGCACAGAAGCUUCAGCUCCGGGUGCCUUCCAUGGAGUCUUUGUUUCGAAGUCCAAUAAGGGAAUCUCUAUUCCGAUCUUCUUCUAAAGAGUCUUUGGUACGAACGUCUUCCAGAGAGUCCCUGAACCGACUUGACCUGGACUUCUCUGCUGCCACCUCUGAUCCACCCUCUGAUAUGGAGAGCGAGGCCGAAGACUCACUGGGGAAUUUAGACAGCCUCAACAAAGAACAGUUGGUUCAGUGGUUGCGUAGGAUGGAACGAAGGUUGAAUAGCUACAAAGGAAAAUAUUCUGAGAUUGUUACAGCUUAUCAGACGCUUCAGAGAGACAACAAAAAGCUCCAAGGUAUAUUAAGUCAGGGUCAGGAUAAAGCACUUCGGAGAAUUGCGGAGUUAAGAGAGGAGCUCCAAAUGGACCAGCAAGCAAAGAAACAUCUCCAAGAGGAGUUUGAUGCAUCUUUAGAAGAAAAAGAUCAGUAUAUCAGUGUUCUCCAGACUCAGGUUUCUCUGCUGAAACAACGGUUACGAAAUGGCCCAAUGAGUCUUGAUUUACCAAAACCACUCCCUCAGACAGAACCGCAGGCUGAAGGUGUCACUAAAGAGAAUACAGAGGGUGAUGCAGAGCCAGUGGUGGGAGAUGGAGCUUCUGCCACAACACUGGAAAUACUUCAACAAAGAGUUAAGCGUCAAGAGAACCUACUGCAGCGCUGUAAGGAAACAAUUCAGUCACAUAAGGAGAAAUGUACACUGCUAACCAGUGAAAAAGAAGCACUGCAAGAACAACUAGAUGAAAGGCUUCAAGAACUAGAAAAGAUGAAGGAGCUUCAUAUGGCUGAGAAGACUAAACUUAUCACUCAGUUACGUGAUGCAAAGAACUUAAUUGAACAGCUUGAACAAGAUAAGGGAAUGGUAAUAGCAGAGACAAAACGGCAGAUGCAUGAAACCCUGGAAAUGAAAGAAGAAGAAAUUGCUCAACUUCGUAGUCGCAUCAAACAGAUAACUACCCAGGGAGAGGAGUUACGGGAACAGAAAGAAAAGUCUGAGAGAGCUGCUUUUGAGGAACUCGAAAAAGCCUUGAGUACAGCCCAAAAGACAGAAGAAUCACGGAGAAAAAUGAAGGCAGAAAUGGAUGAACGAAUAAAAGCUAUAGAGAAGACACGCGAGGAGGAACGCGCCAGUCUUCAGCAGGAAUUAAGUCGCGUGAGACAGGAGGUCGUCGAUGUAACGAAAAAAUCCUCAGAACAAAUUGCUAAAUUAAAGAAACUUCAUGAAGAGGAGCUGGCCAGCAAAGAUCGGGAGCUGACCAAGAAGUUUCAGACCCAAGAAAGGGAAUUUCAGGAGCAGAUGAAAGUUGCUCUUGAAAAAUGUCAGUCAGAAUAUAGGAAGAUCACUCAAGAAAAAGAACAGCAGGAAUCUUUGGCCCUGGAAGAGUUAGAGUUGCAGAAAAAAGCAAUCCUCGCCGAGAGUGAAAAUAAACUUCGGGAUGCUCAGCAAGAAGCAGAGACUCACAGAACUAGAAUUCUUGAAUUAGAAAGUUCUUUGGAAAAAAGCUUACAAGAAAGUAAAAUUCAAUCAGAAGAUUUAGCUAUAAAUUUGGAAGCUGAAAAAAAUAAGCACAAUAAGGAAAUUACAAUCAUGGUUGAAAAACACAAGACAGAAUUGGAAAGCCUGCAGCAUCAGCAGGAUAACCUUUGGGCUGAAAAACUCCAAGCCUUAAAGCAGCAGCAUCAGACUGAAAUGGAAAAGCUUAGAGAAAAGUAUGAACAAGAAAGAGAAACAUUGUUGAAAGACAAAGAGAGUCUUUUCCAAGCUCACAUAGAAGAGAUGAAUGAAAGGACUUUAGAAAAGCUUGAUGUGAAGCAAACAGAGCUGGAAUCAUUGUCUUCUGAAUUGUCAGAAGUAUUAAAAGCCCGUGACAAGCUGCAAGAGGAACUUUCUGUACUAAAGGAUCAAGCAGAUAAAGUAAAGCAGGAAUUGGAGGCCAAGCUGGAUGAACAGAAAAAUCAUCACCAGCAACAAGUGGACAAUAUAAUUAAAGAACAAGAGCUAUCUAUCCAAAGAACCGAGAAGGCAUUAAAAGAUGAAAUUAAUCAGCUCAGGCUUCUUCUGAAGGAAAAGGAUAAGCAUCUGAAAGAGCAUCAGGCGCAUGUGGACAAUUUAGAGGCAAAUAUUAAAAGAUCCGAAGGGGAGCUCCAGCAGGCAUGUGCUAAAUUGGAGCUUUUUCAGUCACACCAGAGUACCACACACGAGCAGGCCAAAGCCUAUGAGGAGCAGCUGGCCCAGCUGCAGCAGAAGCUGUUGGACUUGGAAGCAGAAAGAAGCCUUCUUACAAAACAGGUAGCUGAAGUGGAAACGCAAAAGAAGGAUUUUUGUACUGAGUUAGAUACUCACAAAAUCCAGGUGCGGGACUUAAUGCAGCAACUUGAAAAGCAGAAUAGUGAAAUGGAGGAAAAAGUAAAAUCUUUAACCCAAUUCUAUGAGUCCCAACUUAAAGAUAAUAACAUAGAGCAGGGACAGACAAAGCAAAUCCUGAUGGAAAAGGAAAAUGUAAUUUUACAAAUGAGAGAGGGACAGAGCAAAGAAAUCGAAACGCUCAAACAGGAAUUAUCGGCCAAGGAGGACAGUAUUAGUGUUUUGCAUGAAGAAUAUGAAACCAAAUUUAAAAAUCAAGAAAAAAAGAUAGAAAAAAUUAAGCAGAAAGCAAAGGAGAUGCAAGACACAUUAAAGAAGAAAUUGUUGGAUCAGGAAGCCAAACUUAAAAAAGAGCUUGAAAAUACUGUUCUAGAGCUUAGUCAGAAAGAAAAACAGUUCAAUGCCAAGAUUUUGGAAAUGGCACAGGCUAACUCAGCCGGAAUUAAUGAUACAGUGUCAAGACUGGAAACAAACCAAAAGGAGCAAAUAGAAAGUCUUACCGAGGCGCAUAGGCGAGAACUCAAUGAUGUCACUUCAGUCUGGGAAAAGAAACUUAAUCAGCAAGCUGAAGAAUAUCAGGAAAAACAUGAAAUCCAAUUACAGGAAAAAGAACAAGAGGUAGCAGAACUGAAGCAAAAGGUCCUCGUAUUUGGGCGUGAAAAAGAAGCGAUGAACAAGGAAAUAACACGGCUUAAGGAAGAAGUCGUUACGCAGGAUACACUAUUAAAGGAGUUAAAGGAACAGCUGAACCAGGAGUCUGCUCAUAGGAAUUCUCUCUCACAAAAUGAAACUAAACUGAAAGCGCAACUUGAAAAGCUGGCAGCUGACUUGAAGCAUUCUCUGAAGGAAAAUACUCUUCUUCAAGGGCAGGUAGUUGAGCUGAAGAUGCUGGCAGAAAAAGAUAAGCUUAAGGUCUCUGAGUUGACCGACAAGUUGAAAACCACAGAUGAAGACUUCCAGAGUUUGAAAUCUUCACAUGAAAGAAGUCAGAAAAGCCUAGAAGACAAAAGCUUGGAAUUUAAGAAACUGUCUGAGGAACUGGCAGUGCAGUUGGAUAUUUGCUCUAAGACUGAAGCCUUAGUACAAGCUAAAACAAAUGAACUGAUCAGCAUCAGUAACAGUAAAAUUAAUGCUAUUCUCUCUAGAAUUUCCCAUUGUCAGCACCACACAACGAAAGUGAAGGAGGCACUUCAAAAUAAAACUUGCAAAGUUUCUGAACUGGAAGCGCAACUUAGACGGCUAACGGAAGAGCAAAAUACACUAAAGAGUUCUUUUCAACAGGCUACCCAUCAGUUAGAAGAAAAGGAAAAUCAAAUCAAGAGCAUGAAGGCUGAUAUUGAAGGUCUUGUAACAGAAAAGGAAGUCUUACAGAAGGAGGGAGGGAAUCAGCAACAGGCUGCCUCUGAAAAGGAGUCUUGUAUCACACAGCUGAAGAAAGAACUAUCGGAAAACAUCAAUGCUGUCACACUGAUGAAAGAAGAGCUUCAAGAGAAAAAAGCUGAGAUCAGCAGUCUCAGUAAACAGCUCUCUGAGCUGAAUUGUCAACUUCAGAAUAGUAUCAGCCUCGCUGAGAAAGAAGCAGCUAUGUCAUCACUAAGUAAGCGAUAUGACGACGAACAACGUGCAUUGCGGGAUCAGGUGCAAGAUUUGACUUUGAAAGCGGAAACUCUGAGUAAAGAGAAAACUUCUGCCCUGGAACAGGCAGAUCACUGGUCUAACAAGUUCUCAGAGUGCAAGAAAAAAGCGCAGUCAAAAUUUACACAAUAUCAAAAUACUAUCAACGAACUGCAGGUGCAGCUCGAGUUAAAAACGAAGGAAGCCAGUGAAAAAGAUGAGCAGAUAGCUUUCCUGAAGGAAGACCUCUGUCAGCAAAGUCAAAGAUUUGAAUGUUUAAAGGGCGAAAUGGAAGAUAAGACGAGCAAGAUGGAGGAAAAGGAGUGUAAUUUAGAGACUGAGUUAAAAACUCAGACAGCAAGAAUUAUGGAAUUAGAGGAGCGUGUUACUCAGAAAACAACUGAAAUCCAGUCCUUAAAUGAAACGCUUAAAAAUUAUAAUCAGCAAAAGGACAUUGAGCAGAGUGAAAUGGUUCAGAAACUGCAGCAUGUGCAAGAGUUAGGAGAAGAAAAGGACAACAGAGUGAAAGAGGCUGAAGAAAAAGUCUUAACACUUGAAAAGCAAGUGGCUUCCAUGAAAUCUGAACUUGAAACUCAGAAGAAAGAAUUGGAACAUGUGAAUGUGAGUGUGAAAAGCAAAGAAGGGGCGUUAAAGGCAUUGGAAGAGAAACUUGAGUUAGAGGGUGCUGCAAAAUUAGCAGAACUGAAGAAAAAGGCUGAACAAAAAAUUGCUGCCAUCAAAAAGCAGUUGUUAUCUCAAAUGGAAGAGAAAGAACAGCAGUUUAAAAAAGACACGGAAAGCCUUCUGAGUGAGCUCAAUACAAAAUUGCAGGAAAGAGAGAGAGAAAUUCACAUCUUGGAAGAAAAACUUAAGUCAGUGGAAAGCUCACCACAACCAGAAACAUUAGUUGUCCCCAGAUCAGCAAAAAAUGUGGCAGCACAUUCUGAGCAAGACGCAGCAGAGCCCCAAGGCUGUGUGCAGAAGGCAUGUGAGGAGAAAAUCAGUGUUUUGCAAACAAAUUUAAUGGAAAAAGAAAAGCUACUGCAGAGGCUAGAGCAGGAAAGGGAAGAGGCCGUUUCUUCUCAUUCUGAAAUGCAGCACAAAUACCAGGAGCUCUUAGUAAAGAUAGAACGUGCUGAAGCAAAGCAACACAAGGAUCAAGUUGUGAUAAAUCACCUUCAAGAGGAACUUGAAGAAAAACACAAGAAGCAUUCCUUGAUAGGACCCCAGCAUGUGGAAGAAAAGGAAGGUCAAAAUAACAUAGGGGUAAAGCAAAACUUGGGAAAUGCUCUUGAGGAUGUCCAGAAAACCCUCCAGGAGAAAGACCUAACUUGUCAGAAAUUGGAGCAAAAGGUAAAAGAGUUGGACUCCUGCUUAGUAAGCGAGAAGGAAAGACACAGAGUUGAAAUGGCGGAGUUGACCUCAAAAUAUGAAAAAUUACAGGCUUUACAACAACAGAUGGAUGGAAAAAGUAAACCCACAGAAAUUUUGGAAGAAAGCGCUGAAGGAAACUCCAAGUCACAUGCGGUGCAAUGCCAAUUGCUUAGUACCAUGGAGGCCGAGCACAGUGACCUGGAGUUUAGGUUAGCGUCGGCAGAGCAGGAGAAGCGGAAGCUGAGCAAGGAGAUUGUGAAACUGCAGAAGGAUAUUCGAGUAUUGCGGAAGGAGCAUCAGCAGGAAUUGGAUAUAACAAAGAAAGAAUAUGAACAAGAAAUGGAAGAGAAAAUCAAGCAGGAGCAGGAAGAUCUUGAGUUGAAGCACAAUUCCACACUAAAACAGCUGAUGAGGGAGUUUCAUACACAGCUGGCACAAAAGGAACAGGAGCUGGAAACGACCAUAAAAGAAACCAUCGAUAAAGCCCAGGAAGUGGAGGCUGAACUUUUGGAAAGCCAUCAAGAAGAGACAAAUCAAUUAUAUAAAAAAAUUGUAGAGAAAGAAGAUGAUCUCAAAAGAACAGCCAAAAAAUACGAAGAAAUCCUUGAUGCUCGUGAAGAAGAAAUGACUGCAAAAGUAAUGGACCUGCAGACUCAACUUGAGGAGCUACAAAAGAAAUACCAGCAAAAGCUCCAGGAGGAAGAAAACCCUGGCAACGAUAAAGUAACAAUUAUGGAGCUACAGGCACAACUAGCACAGAAGACUACGCUGAUCAGUGAUUCAAAGUUGAAAGAACAAGAGUUCAGAGAACAGAUUCACAAUUUAGAAGACCGAUUGAAGAAAUAUGAAAAGAAUGUGUAUGCAACAACUGUGGGGACACCCUACAAAGGUGGCAGUUUGUACCAUACUGAUGUCUCGCUCUUUGGAGAACCUACUGAGUUUGAGUAUUUGCGAAAAGUGCUUUUUGAGUAUAUGAUGGGUCGUGAGACUAAGACCAUGGCAAAAGUUAUAACCACUGUACUGAAGUUCCCUGAUGAUCAGACUCAGAAAAUUCUGGAAAGAGAAGAUGCUCGGCUAAUGUAUACUUCACCUCGCAGUGGUAUCUUCUGAGUAAACCAUUGAUGUCUGUGCUUAGUUAGCAUGUGUCAUGGCUCCGAUCUUCAUCUUGAAGAAAUGAGAAUAAUUUCAUGUUGGACAAGCUUGGAAAACUGCACAUUUGCAGUUCUUUGAGAAAGAAGCUCUUAUUCAGGGCCCCUCAUGUAGCCAAAAGACCAAGGAAAAUCUGACACAGGCCCACAGAUAUACUGCAGACUGCCUUUAAAAUAGGGUGUAUCAGUGGAGAAAUGGUGAUAGUUUUUCCUUUUUUCUUCAUUUUUCUUUGGUUGGGAAGAGUUUUAUGUUGUUUAAAAUUUUUUGAAUAACUUAACCUGAUUUAUGGGCUCACUUAAAUGUUCCUUUCUUCCAUUCUUUUUGUCCCUCUUUUUAAAGAACUGCUUGCCUUUUCUAUUUAUUUUUAGAGUGAUUUAAAAAAAAACACACAAAACUUGUGCAAUACACUUUGAGGUGAAACUUAGUGGAUUUUUUUUCUGAUAAAUUAGGUCAUUUAAUUGACUAUUUUAUCCAUAUUGAUUUGUUGAAUACGCUAAAGACUAGUUCUUUAAACUAUGACAUGAUAAAUCCAAACAGCAGUACCUCAUUGUUUACUUAGCUUUUGUACUUAUAUUUUUCAGAGGAAAAAAAUACUACUGUAAAUUGUAAAUAGUACAUAACUAUUGUAUGCAAAUCCGUGACUGUUGGCAAUGUCAUCUUGGAAGAACAGAUGAAUAAAGUUUAUUUACUAUAUAAAA
Molecule: messenger RNA, 7839 nt
Organism: Hipposideros armiger (great roundleaf bat)
Lineage: Eukaryota; Metazoa; Chordata; Mammalia; Chiroptera; Hipposideridae
Gene: GOLGA4
Product: golgin A4
Exons: 26
Coding region: 242-7102 (2286 amino acids)
Biological process (GO): Golgi vesicle transport
Cellular component (GO): Golgi apparatus
Molecular function (GO): small GTPase binding
Source: RefSeq, a predicted model, not a curated record